AUGAACAUCACUGGAAGCGAUGCGCCACCCUGCGUCCAGAACGAGCAACGGGCUCUGUUACUGUUCAAAUGUGCUUCAUACGUUUUGGGAUCUAUUAGCAUCUCUACUCAAAUCGCUGGAAUUGUUGCAGUCCAGCGUUCUCAAGAAAAAAUCCUUCAGAUGAAAGAGAAAAUUUCUACAAUGGCUUACAUGGCUGCGUAAGUGUUCGAGUUCUCGGGAAACAUUUUGAGAAACUUGAUCAACCGUUUACAGAGAAGCCUUGAUGAACUUCAUAUUUGCCAUCGUUCUGACACCGUUUGUCUACGCUCCUGGUUUUGGAUUCGCUUUUCUGGGGCUUGCCAGCUGGAUGGGAAUGCCCUCUCAAGUUCAAGCGUUCGUGGGCGCAGCCCUACCAGGUUAGAGAUAAUAGUUACUUGGAAUCAUUCCUUUACAGCUCUGAUGUUGGUCAAACCGAUAGUUUUCGAGAAACGACUGAUUGAGUUAUAUGACCGGAAAAAAAAUUGGGUGGUUUUUCUAAUUGUCUGGUCCAUUAUCAGAAUUUUGUUUGCCGCUGCUUUUCUUCAGCCUCUCGCAUUAAUUCCUCCACCUCUCGAAUCAGCUAAGCUUCAUGUGAUUGAGGUGAAGCAUAGUCAAUGAUGACCUCAAACUCGAAGUUCUCAAAUUCAGGGGCUCGGGUGCUCACCGCCACUCAUUCAUACCAAGGACGUGAUUCUGUUCAACAUGUACGACUCCUAUCUAGCCAUCCUUCUUACAGCAGCGUUCUUCGCCUGCGAGUUCGUCUUCAUAAUGGGUUGCUUAUGCGUCAAGUAUCGGUACAAAUUUUGCGGUCAUCCACCUAUUUUGUCGAUAGACACUAAAAACAAUCGCAAAAAACUUUGGAAACAGAUAUACGUUCAAGUGAGUUUUCUGGGAUCUUUCAGUAACUGAGCUCAGUUGUUCCAGAUGACCGUUUCAUUCGCAACACACGUUUUGCCAAUUGUUGCAAUGGCCAUGAGUUCGUAUGUGUACAGUUGGUUGACCUUCUGUGAGUUCUUUCUACUUUCAGAGUUUUCAUUCUCGAAAUUUCAGAUUUCGUAGGAGUGGCUACGCUUUUGCUGAUGUGCUACGGAGCUUUCUCCACAGCGUCGGUCAUUCUGCCAAGAUAUCGCUAUCGUUCAAUUUUUUUCUUCUGCUGCAGCAAAAGUUUGUAGACGCAUGUUCAAAGACAAAACCUUUUUUACAGAGCAAAAUGUGAACGCAGUUUCCCCGAUUCUGAACUCGAGGAAAGACGCGCGCAGCAGUCUCUAUUGA
This is a messenger RNA of Caenorhabditis auriculariae, 1290 nucleotides long. The record is from the annotation of a GenBank genome assembly. Lineage: Eukaryota; Metazoa; Nematoda; Chromadorea; Rhabditida; Rhabditidae.